CAUGGGCUGUUGUCACGGUUAGACGUCGAGGGAAAAAGUUGGAGCUCACUUGUGCACGAACAUCCAUCAUGUUGCAUUGGAACCUCCGAGGAUCACAUUUUGGAAUUGAAUACUCCGCCUUCUCUGCUGGCUUAUGAAUGCAUGUUAUCCUCUCUGUGGAUUUGAUCACUUCGGAAGUGUUGCCUUGACUGUUGCAAGCGUGCGUAAGUUGGCAGGUAUGCGUUCUGACUACUCUUGAAGUGGCAAUUUUUCCAAUCAGCUGAACUCUGCGAAAGGAUUACAAGUACAAGCGGACAUGGCGAGCGAGAGGAAACCGAGGCUUUGCGUCAUGACAAAGGGGGAGCAAGGCUACGGCUUUCACUUGCACGGUGAGAAAGGCAAGACCGGCCAGUUCAUCCGCAAAGUGGAGCCCGACUCGUCUGCAGAGGCGGCGGGCUUGCGCGCGGGGGACCGUGUGGUUGCGGUCAACGGGGUCAACGUGGAGAGAGAGGCGCACCACCAGGUGGUACAGCGAAUUAAGGCUGUGGAAAAUGAGACCAGAUUACUGGUGGUGGACCAGGAGACGCACGAUUAUCUGCGUAACCUGCGCCUCACCGCCACCGAGGAAAUGGCCAUCCCGGGAGAGGAGCCGCCUCCCCCGUUCUCCCCCCCGGACCCGACCUCCCCCAGCAAGGACAAGCUUGAGGACGGGAGGAACGGCUCUGCCAUGGUGGAGUCCAUGUUGCAGAGGAGUACCAGUUGCCAGGUGCCCAAACACACCAGGAGGCUGCCAUCAUUGGCUUCCAAGAAGGAGGUUUCCGCCCAGGCUCAGUCCCGAUCGCGGCUCCACGGCGACCCCACCGAGCUGGCGCCGCGUCUGUGCCACUUGGUGCGCGCCGACACGGGCUACGGCUUCAACCUCCACAGUCAUCGCUCCAGGCCGGGCCAGUACAUCCGCUCGUUGGACACGGGCUCGCCUGCCGACCAGGCUGGCCUUCGACCUCAGGAUAGAAUCGUUGAGGUAAAUGGCGUGAGCAUCGAGGGCAUGCGCCACUCCGAGGUGGUGGCCUUCAUUAAAAAAGGAGGCGACGAGACCUGGCUGCUGGUGGUGGAUCCCGACGCCGACGAAUACUUUAAGAUGAAGGGCAUCGUCCCCACCGUCAGCCACGUGAAAGAUUACGACGGUCCCUCCAUCUCCAACGGAUCUCACAGCCCUCUCGUGAACGGCAGCUCCACCUCACAUUCCAUCAGGUCGACCACCUCGGACCAGAGUAACUACGGCAAGGGCCCGCAGCCGGCUGGCGACGAGCGAGGUCGAUUUUCGGACCCGUUCGCCGAGAUCGGCCUGAGCGCCACGGCGGCUGAGGAAAAGCGGAAGCUCCACGCCAAGGAGAAGAGGCGGGCGCCGCAGAUGGACUGGAUGAAGAAAUACGAGCUCUUCAGUAAUUUCUGAGGAGAUGCUUCCAAGCCGAGAGGAGGACAAACAAACUAAAGAAUGAAUUGGAAGGAGCCAGACAUCAUUGUAGGAUCGUUCCUCUACUUUAGCGGACAUCUUUUUAUAUUUAAAUAAGCAUCGCCAUGGCAACAUGGAGUUCACUGUGACAGAGUGCGCCGCCCUCCACCAGCAGAGGGCAGACUUGCACCACAAAUACAACAUCCUCUGCCAGAGCAAUUGUUUUUUUUAAGUCAUAAUUUGCCCUAUUUUACGGGGGGGGAUUUAAAAGCAACUAUGGCUGUUGCUAAAGGUGCCCUGCUAUUGAAGACACAGUAUUACUUUCAAACAUAUGUUUUUGAAGGAAUUGUCCAAUUUAAAGGUAACAAAGGCCUUUAACGUUAUCACUGAUGACAUCAAAACGACUUGGAUAUUAUUUCGUAUGAAGCCGGGAUUAUUUCGUUUCUUAAUGAAUCAUAAGAACGAGAAAAUCUGAACAUAUGAAGGAAAAUGGCACCUAUGAAAGGCUGAAAGAAGAGUUUGGCUUUGUGACCUCAUCACCGUAUUGUUUAUUAGUUACUGUACAUAAACUUUGUCCAUUCAAGUUCACAGUUGCAGAAGACACGUACGCAAUAAAGGCCACUUUCACAAUCCA
Syngnathus acus (greater pipefish) is the source of this 2066-nucleotide messenger RNA. Its product is annotated as Na(+)/H(+) exchange regulatory cofactor NHE-RF2. The record is from RefSeq and is a predicted model, not a curated record. Lineage: Eukaryota; Metazoa; Chordata; Actinopteri; Syngnathiformes; Syngnathidae. Gene Ontology annotation, cellular component: apical plasma membrane. Gene Ontology annotation, biological process: protein localization to plasma membrane. The coding region runs from base 296 to 1432 and encodes 378 amino acids. Gene Ontology annotation, molecular function: signaling receptor binding; protein-membrane adaptor activity. The transcript is spliced from 6 exons.